Molecule: messenger RNA, 453 nt
Organism: Parnassius apollo (apollo)
Lineage: Eukaryota; Metazoa; Arthropoda; Insecta; Lepidoptera; Papilionidae
Source: the annotation of a GenBank genome assembly
AUGGCUAACUUUGAAUGUGCUGGGUGCCCUAACGCACUGGAUAACUCCAUGUCAUUGCAAUGUCACCGAUGCAAUGACAAAUAUCAUGUAGCAUGCACGCGAAUCACAAUGCAAGAUUUUAACGUGAUGAGUUCGGAAAUGAAGAGUUUAUGGAACACUCCAGUUCGAAACUCACCGGUGGAAAUGGAAUUCGUAACUCAACGUGUAAAAAGUCGUUCUAAUUGCUCUUGUUUAUCGGCUAGUAAUAUACGUGAAAUAAUUAGAGAGGAAUUGCGCAACAUUUUUAGUAACGAUUUACAUCCUAAAAUUCACGAAAUAAAAAAUACACUUGCCUCAUUUGAAACUUCUUUGUCGUCGUUAAACCAAGAUAUAGAUAAAAUUGAAUCCGAUCAUGCUAACCAAUCUGCACAAAUGCAACACAUUACUAAGGAGAACGAAACUGCGUGCAGCUAG